AUGGAUACCGACUAUUGCUCAUCUGAUCUUGCCAGCGCGUUGAUCCGUCUCAGUAUGAUCCCGGACGCGAGACGUGCUCUCUACGAGCUUAUAGAUACCUAUCUCCAGCCCUGCAAUGGCAUGUUGGAUCUCCCAAUCGAGGUCUUGGAACGUGUGGUGUCUUUUGUGAACCCUAGAGAUCUCAUUGCUCUUCGAUCAACCUGCAAAAAGCUGGAAGAAGCGGCUGCGAGCAAAUUUGUCGACUACUUCAUCGAGUACCGUCGUCACGUCCUUAGCAUCUAUAGUCUCAAAGCUUUGAUCAAGAUUGCCGCCCAUCCUCGUUUCAGACGAUACGUUAAGGCAGUUAUUCUAGAUACCACCUGCCCUUUCGAGCACGACGGAGAUAGGUACAUCGCUGGCGCCCAGCCCUUGGACCAUCAUGAGGCCUGUAUGCUUCUGAAAGAAGCACUCGGCCAACUGAAAGUGUAUGGACAAGCAAUCACGCUGGGCGUAACAGACUGUAAUCUAACCAGUUUUGGAAUUCGAGAGCUUCUAUCACGACCCACAGCUCAUCUUUUUAAGCAAGACAGGGCAUUUAUCUUCCUUGUCCUACGAUUUUGCGCCAACACCCUCGCGAUCGAUAGCAGCGAAUGGGACUUCGAAUUAAAGGAAGGUUUGGCGUGUAGAUCCAUGAAUAAAAAGCUCAUCUCGGUGNCGUGCGAAGAUCUCGACGUCACUAAGGUUUUCUCGCCCUCCAGGUCACUCAAGCUCAAGAUCUUGAAGCCAAACAUGCACGAAAUUUGUAUCUUCUGGGACCAUAAGGGUAGAAGUUUAGAGAUGGUCGGGCUCAUAUACUUGUCCUCCAAGCUACCUAUUAAUAUCGACUCCUUAGCAGCAUCAAAUAUCAUGGAGUUGACACUAAAGCAAAACGCUGUGAUCAUGCAUAUUGAUGAAUGGUUUGGUCAUGGCGAUAAGGUUUCCGCUGAGCUAGAUGACUUGGCCGCGAUCGUGGAAGCAGACGAGUCUGCAUGGGAAUUGCUUAGCAACGAUGAUCGCAAGAAGUGGGCGUACUGCAUGACAGGCCGCAAGAAGACUCCAAACACGCUCGAAGUUGUGCCAUUCAACGAUUCUGGAUUUACCGCUUCAGCCAACGACCUCUUAAGGCCAUGA
Messenger RNA from Aureobasidium musti, 1149 nucleotides. The record is from the annotation of a GenBank genome assembly. Lineage: Eukaryota; Fungi; Ascomycota; Dothideomycetes; Dothideales; Saccotheciaceae.